Molecule: messenger RNA, 804 nt
Organism: Acanthosepion pharaonis
Lineage: Eukaryota; Metazoa; Mollusca; Cephalopoda; Sepiida; Sepiidae
Source: the annotation of a GenBank genome assembly
AUGUGGCACAAGGCUGUGGUGGUUGCCAAUCAGAUAUAUACACACAAUUUUCCUGAAUGUAAACUGCUUGAAGCUGGAAUUGAGACACUGACCCCAUCAUGGCUUGAUAAACUACAAUUGGACAUGAUCCUGAUGAGCCCACCAUGUCAACCCUUUACCCGGAUUGGUAAAAAACGUGACUGCGCUGAUGGCCGUACAUCCUCUUUCCUUCAUAUUCUUGACUGCUUGCCAAAAUUAAAUCAUCGUCCAUCAUACAUUCUCUUGGAAAAUGUAAAAGGUUUUGAAAUAUCCGAGGCCAGGGAAAGAUUGAUGUCAACUCUGGAGAAAUAUGGCCACUUUAUUCAGGGUGCAGGAUCUGCCAUACAAAUGGCUUUUGAUAGUCAGGCACUGAAGGAUGCUUACCACUUGAAAAAGAAGGCAGUUGAACUGAAGAAUCGACAUGAAUGGCAGGAUGAGGAACUGUCUAUCAUUCGGAAGCUAAAACUUCGAUUUUUCACUCCCAGAGAAAUUUCCAACCUUCUCUGCUUCCCAGAAUCAUUCACUUUUCCCAAAGAGACGACAACACGUCAAAAAUACAGAGUUUUAGAAGUGGGGGUCACAAACUUUGCACAUGACCAGAAACCCCUUUUUUCUUUUUCUUAUUUUUUUUUCUUUUCUUUUUUCUUUCUUUUUCUUUCUUUUUUCCUUUCUUUCUUUUUUUCUCUUUCUUUCUUUUUUUCUCUUUCUUUCUUUUUUCUCUUUUUCUUUUUUUCUCUUUCUUUCUUUUUUAUUUUUUUGUUUCCAUUUGCAUUAUGCAUAAAUUAA